This is a messenger RNA of Linum trigynum, 2785 nucleotides long. The record is from the annotation of a GenBank genome assembly. NCBI's taxonomy places the organism in Eukaryota, Viridiplantae, Streptophyta, Magnoliopsida, Malpighiales, Linaceae.
CUUUUCUUUGUUCCCCGUUCACUACUGUCCGGGGCUUUGAACUUUGAUAUCACUAUCUGUUCCUCGCUCGCGUUCCCGCUUUCUUGGUCGCCGACUCGCCGUCGCACCUCUUGUCGGUCUCCUCAAUCGCCAUUGUUUGCACUGUUCUCCGGUUGGCGAAACGAAGCAAUUUCGUCUUCUGAAGGUAUUUCAUUGCCGGGAAGUCAAGGGCUUCCUCGCAUCCUGAUCUGCUGUCUUUCACUCUCUUCUACUAAAGCCACCAAACGAUCACCUCCGCUAGAAGUACGUUUUCUCUCUCUCUGUUCUCUCUUCCUUAGAUUCCAAAACUGAAGAGUAAAAGGAAAUGCGAGCUUCCUGAAUCCGAAAGCUAACAGUGGUAUCAUUAGCAGUAGAUUGAUUCAGGUAGACGAUAGAUCUCCCUGAUUGUGUUCCGAGAUUCCCCGCCUUUGAAUUGUUCGAACUCUCUCUCUCUCCUAGAACUAGAAAUUAAGUAAUUAACUAUCUGAAAGUUUGAGUUCAUUCAUUUUGGUUGGUUGAACUUUCAAGGGAUAUGGCGAUCACUGCGUCAUUUAUCAUCGUGAGCCGGAAUGACAUCCCGAUAUAUGAAGCUGAAGUUGGAUCUGCUACUAAAAGAGAGGAUGCAGCUCAGUUGCAUCAAUUUGUACUACAUGCAGCGUUAGAUAUUGUUCAGGACCUCGCUUGGACCACUAGUGCCAUGUUCUUGAAAAACAUUGACAGGUUCAACGACCUGGUGGUAUCGGUGUAUGUUACAGCUGGUCAUAUCCUUUUUAUAUAUUGAUUCCCUUUAUCAUCGCCUUUGCUAGUAUCUUAAGUAGUAGUUAUUCGCAAGGAUUAACUAGGCAAAGCAGGGAUAACUUUGUCUGCACAUAAUAUAACCCUAACUUAGUAGUUUCCUUGGUUGGUUAAAGUUUCAUGCUAGCAUGUAUAGUAUACCUCUUCAUUUGUGGUGACUACCAGGAUCUGCACAUCAGAAUUUCACACUUGUUAAUGGUGACUACCGUAAUCUGUGCAUCAGCAUUUUAGAGUCUCUAAACAUGCAUACCACUCGAUCUGUAGUCCAAAGCACAAUCUAAUCUGUGCUGCUCGUGGAUAGAUAAGUCAGUAAGAUGCAUUACACUUAAAGCAUUCAGUAUCAGAUAUUUCCUUGACAUUUUCAAACAUACACGAUUGAUGCUACUUCAUGACUCCCGCAAUGAUGAUGGGAUUAAGAGCUUUUUUCAGGAGGUGCAUGAACUUUAUAUAAAGGUAAACUUGCUCUGACUUGGAUGCUCUGUUCAUGUGUUGGUUUUUCAGUUGUCAACUGUGAAAAAACUAGCUGGGUCUGUUAGUUGAGAUGAACUGAAACGUUGGACUUACGAAGACGGGGGAGGGUAAAAUGUAUUAUAGGUUCUGAGGACAUAUGUUCACAAACAUGUCAUAGAUUUCAAGAACCAAUUUUUGGCUGCUAUUAGUUGCUCACCUAGAUUCAUCGGAGAAUGUAAAAGCAUGACCUGAAGUAAAGAUUAUUACUCUAUUUUGAUAGCAAUUUAGAAGCUAUACCUAUAAUAUGACGCAGUUUGUUAACUUUUGGCAACUCUCUGGUGCAUUUGUCUUUUGCAUAGUUCAAGAACUUGGAAUCCACACACCCUAAACUCUACAGUUUUGGCAUUACAAUCCUAGCAAAGAGAGUUCCAGCUCCUCAAGUAGUGGGCAAAUACCAGUCCCAUGCCAAAGUUCAUAUUAGCUCUUUUUGCAAAGCCAUUUAAAAUCUAAACAUCUAUCCAAUGUUGUAAGACCUUUUGCUGGGUCUUGGUGUUCCUUGGUUAACGUAUGCUGAUCAAUGCAGGUACUGCUGAACCCCCUCUACCUGCCCGGUGCCCGCAUUGCUUCUUCACAUUUCGACACAAAAGUCCGCGCUCUAGCCAGAAAGUACCUGUAAUCGUGCAAACCAUCUACUAAACGACGCAACGAGCUCUUACCAAACUCUCCAGGGUAAAACAUGAUCUACAGGUUACACAAACGCCUCGUUCAAUUUAGCCAGGGAGUUCCUCCUUACUUCUCAACUAGUGUGUUCAUAACGGCUUGAAGGUUCCAUUUGGUGAGAACCUGAUGUAGCUAGGAAGACUUGAUUUUGAUGUACAACCCCCGGUUUUUAUCCAUGGUAUCUUCAUGUUUCUCCUCAUGAACAACAAUGUUGGUUAUUGAAUGUUCAGCAUGUGAUUGUACAUUCUCUAAUGGUGGUUUUCCCACCUGAACUGUGACUGUGUUUGAUUGCAUUUGUUUAAUGGUGGUUUUGCUUCUGCCUUGGGUUGCUGAGUUUCUACAUAGAGAUCCAUCCACCCUUUUUUUUUUGGCUGGGUUUAAUUUUCCCACCGAAAAGGCCGGUCCGCUAUCCACGUCUGGCUAUUUCUCGACCAACCAACACCACCCUCCUUUGACUUAUGAUGGUGUCCGGCGGUGCAACAUGCAAACCACCACUACUUCUUCCCCACUUCUUUAUUUAAUAGGCGUUGUUGAUGAUGGUUUAGCUCAUCUUAAUGGUAGAUUUCUAUGGCGGUGAAGCAAGCAAAUAGUAGUGUUGGGAUAUUGAUCGAAACCGGACCGAUAAGAAUAUCAUUGGCAUCGCUUUUUUUUUUAUAUUCCAAAUUGUUUGUACAUUAUGGGUUUCGUUUUAAACCGAUAAAUCGAAAAGAAACCGAAAUCGAAAACAAUAGACGAGAGGUGUAAGGGGAUUCAGUUUUGAUUGGGAGUGUAGCAAGCGCUUCAAUAAAAUUGUGCAUUCAAU